Messenger RNA from Acanthopagrus latus (yellowfin seabream), 3664 nucleotides. It is a transcript of the gene atxn3, whose product is annotated as ataxin 3. The transcript is spliced from 11 exons. Bases 144 to 1190 code for a protein of 348 amino acids. The record is from RefSeq and is a predicted model, not a curated record. NCBI's taxonomy places the organism in Eukaryota, Metazoa, Chordata, Actinopteri, Spariformes, Sparidae. Gene Ontology annotation, cellular component: nucleus. Gene Ontology annotation, molecular function: cysteine-type deubiquitinase activity. Gene Ontology annotation, biological process: protein deubiquitination.
UUUAAAUGUCCAAUUUCGCCAGUGCAGUUUUGACUGUAGCUGGUGCGAGUGCAGGAGCUCCCCCCGGCCGCUGGAGGGCGCCGACCGAGAUCCUACCUCCUUUUCACGGUGACGAAAGCAGCGGGGUUAGAGGUCAGGGUUGAAUGUUUGACAGAAGGCUGAAUAUGGAUUCCAUUUUUCAUGAGAAACAAGAGGGCUCUCUUUGCGCCCAGCACUGUCUCAACAACCUCCUGCAGGGUGAGUAUUUCACUCCUGUGGAUCUGUCCUCCAUCGCUCAUCAGCUGGAUGAAGAGGAGAGAAUGAGGAUGGCGGAGGGAGGGAUGGCCAGCGAGGAGUAUAGGACCUUUUUACAGCAACCAUCUGGGAACAUGGACGACAGCGGGUUUUUCUCAAUACAAGUAAUUAGCAAUGCUCUGAGGGUGUGGGGCUUGGAGCUAAUCCUUUUCAACAGCCGGGAGUACCAGAGCCUGAUGAUCAAUCCAAUAAAUGAGAAAGCCUUUAUUUGCAACUACAAGGAGCACUGGUUUACUAUACGCAAACUUGGACAACAGUGGUUUAACCUAAACUCACUGUUGACUGGACCAGAGCUGAUAUCUGACACCUAUCUAGCACUUUUCCUUGCACAGUUACAGCAAGAAGGUUAUUCCAUUUUUGUGAUCCGAGGAAACCUCCCUGAGUGUGAAGCAGAGCAGAUCCUUGGGAUCAUGAGAGUGCAGCAGCAGCAGCGGCCAAGGCUUAUUGGAGAGGAGGAGGCCCAGACAAGUGCAGGCAGGCCAGCAGCUCUGGCCCAGACGGAGAUGGGCUUUGGUGUGGAGGAUGAGGUUGUGGAUGAAGAUGAAGAACUUAAAAAAGCUCUGGCACUCAGCAGACAGGACAUAGAUGUGGAAGAUGAAGAAGCUGAUCUUCGCAGGGCCAUACAGCUCAGCAUGCAAGGAGCAGUGAUGAGCAACAAGUCCUCAGAAUCUGAAAUGGGAAAUGUGAAAUCGGGGAGUGCUACAGGAGGACAGAAAGCAGGCCAGAGUGAGACACUCACAGCCGAGGAACUGCGGAAGAGAAGACAAGCCUAUUUCGAUCGGCAGCAGCAACAAGCUCAGCCGAACAUUCCUCAACAACCAGACACAAAAUCGACAACUGGCUCAGGAUCAGUAAACACUGGAGAGGAGGACCAACAACAAAAGCCCAGCCAGUGAAGAAGGUGUGAAAGGUUUUCCUAUGUUGUUUACCAGCUGCCUGGAUUGGCAACCCCUUACAGGGGUAGCUUUGCUCCUUCCUCUAACCUUUUGCACAUGCGAACAAAAGGAAAGUCAGGAAAGGCUGACACGUUUCCCCCUGGUUAGUUCGCUGACAGGCUAUAGAGAAGAGAACAACGACAAAGAAAAGGCAGCAGUUAGUUUAAUCUAACUCACUGAGGCACUGAGGCUGGGAAAAGGGUGACCACAGAACUCAUGACGCAGUUAAAUCCAAGUUUGCAAUUGCCUUUUUACCAUGGCGCCUUCUAUUUCUAUUGUGUACUGUUUUUUUUUUUAUUCUCGUUUUUCCUCUGGAAGAGAUGGAAAGGAAUCUUGAGCAUACAAAGGGUGUGUUUAAUGAAGUGGGAUAUGAGUGUUGUGUGAAGGCCACAGGAGACCAAUGCUAAGACCACAGAUAAAAGUUUGACAGAUAAUGACUGAGCCUCCUUCCUUUAUAUUGGACUUGUGUUAAGAUGCAAUUCCAACGUCUGCCCCACCAAAACACCCAUCGUAGUUUUGAAAUAAUUUUCUUGCCGCAACAUACCGAAACAUCUUUUAGCCAGUAGCACUAACACAUGUGGGUCAUUUAUUCCCGACUUCAUCAAUUAUUUUACCUGUGAGUGAAAGAGUGAACUCUUAUGGUAUUUAGACAGCAACAUAUUUUGAUGUUGUGGCUUUGUUUUUACCUUUUUAAAUGUAUAAGUAGGCAUAAUAAGAAAAGAACUGAGAUUACACAGCUCGCAAACACUUAAUUUAAGGGUGUUUUUGUCCAUUCUGGAUGGAGAGCGAGCAACUUGAUAAUUCUAUAGCGCUAUAUCCCGAAUUGCAGAUACUUUUGCGUGAUGCAUAUUUUUCAUAUCUUGUCCAAGAUAAGUUGACGUGUAACAGGGAACAAAGAAGAAAUCUGUAAACACCAGGGAACAGCAACUGAAACAUAGUUGAUGUUUCCAGCACAGUAUGAUCACUUAAGAACCAAAUUAAGUCUGACAUGUCCAACAGGCCUUCCUUGUAUUUGACUGCAUCUGUUGUUUUUUCCUAAUCAGUAUUUGUCAUGAACCAGCUAAAGAAAUGUGUUACGAACAGAAACAAACAGCUGAUGAUUUUACUCUUGUAUGUUACAGCCCAUGAAAUAAGCAUUUGAUUGCACUGAUUUGACUUUAUUCCAAUCAUACUUAGAUCAAAGUUUACACACGUUGUAGUUCUACGAAAGUAUCUUCAUUUGCACUGAGGUUGUCAUGAAUUAAAGGGCAAUUCCAGUAUAUAAACCUGGGCACUACUUUUUUUUUGUUUGUUCAUUUGUUUUACAUAUUUUGGGGUCUAAAUGAUUACUGGGUACAAAUGUUUUGGAAAUGAUUCAGUUGAUUACCUCAGUUGGCAGCCGCAACAUCCCGUAAUGGCUGGCAUCUAAUCCUUAAGGCUAAAAGUAAUUCCUCAAGAGUGCCUGUUUUUGUCACCAACAUGUUUGGAUUAUUAUUCAAAGCGCCUUAGAAGGAUGCUUACAGAGACAGACCUCUUUAUUUUAGAAGUCUGAUCCUAUUUGAUUAAGCAGAAACAGCCAUUAUAUCAAUCUGUUCUAAAGCAAUAAAUUUACUUUGCGGAACGCAGAAGUUGCUCGUCUGCUGUGGCCCCGGUUGGUUGUUUUGUUUAUGUUAUUCUGUGAUUUCGGUGUUACUUCAACACGUUACUUUGGCAUUGCCAACCAACAUGUCGAAAUACCAAAAGAAAAUAGGGCUUGGGUUUUGAAAAUACCACAAUUACCCUUUGAAGCUACGGAAGCCAUUGGUGGAUUGAUGGCCUAACAGUAAAAUACAAUGAAGGGUGACUGUUAUUUAACCUCAUACUUAACACAGUCUAAAAAUCCAAAGAGAAAAAAUAAAACAUCAAAAACGUGUCACCGUGUGUAAACUUAAAAGUGUGCAUUUUAUUCUUUUUUUCACUUGAUUCUGACAACAGCUUGGUUUAAAUCCCUCUUAAUUCCCUCUACAAGCUUCUGUUCAGACCUCAAAACCAAAAUCUGGUUGCAACACAUAAUGCCGAUGAAUAGACCACAUUACAGCAUUAAAACAGUGACAUUAGUUUAUGGUUGUUUGUUCUGGGUGACCGCAUGGAUAUAUCUUGAUGCUUCCACUAAAGUAUUGGAUGUCAUGACAACUUUUGACUUCUCGUGCUGGAUUGACCUCCAAGAUGAUUCCAUGAUUUCAUUACCGUGUUUGUUUCCUUUGAAUCUGUUGGGCCUUUUUUUUCUUUUCUAUUUAAAAUGCACCUGUAAAAGGGUAUUAAGUGUUGGUAGCUGGAUUUUUAUCAUGACAUUGUUUUCACUCAUUACGUUCUUACAGUAAGUACUCAUCAUUUUUGUUAUAUUUCACAUUACCAUAGCACAUUCUUUCAUUAAAUGUAUUAGGUCUUGUUCCAGGAUUAAAGUGAUAUUCACUCCA